Messenger RNA from Phragmites australis (common reed), 883 nucleotides. Its product is annotated as thioredoxin O, mitochondrial-like. Bases 30 to 560 code for a protein of 176 amino acids. The transcript has 7 exons. NCBI's taxonomy places the organism in Eukaryota, Viridiplantae, Streptophyta, Magnoliopsida, Poales, Poaceae. The record is from RefSeq and is a predicted model, not a curated record.
CGAGGUGAGCCGUGCACCACAAACGCGGUAUGGCUCGCCGACUCUGCCGGCUCCCUCGCCUGUUCCCCCUCGUCGCCUCCGCUUCCGCCGCCAAGCCCCACCCCCACCUUCACCCCCUCGCCGUAAACCCUAAUCCCGCGCCUCUGCUCCCUUCCUUCUCGCAGCCGCCGCCUUCGCUUCCCGCUCUCACUCGCCUCUUCUCCUCCUCUGCGGGUGGUUCCAGCAUGGUGGUCAUCGGAUCGGCGGACUCCUUCACCAGCGUCCUCUCCAAGGUGCAAGAUGAGAAGCUACCGGCUGUGUUCUACUACACCGCGGUGUGGUGCGGGCCGUGUAGGGCGAUUGCACCUGUGAUAUCAAAGCUGAGCAGCCAGUAUCCUAAUAUUCCCUUGUAUAAAGUUGACAUUGACAUGGAAGGACUAGGAAGCAAACUGGGUGAUCUCAAAAUAUUCUCCGUGCCUACGUUCCAUUUCUAUCACAAAGGUCAGAAGACUAGUGAGAUAGUGGGUGCUGAUGUGAAAAAACUUGAAGCUGCCAUGGAAAAUCUCCACAAGCAGCAGUAGAAGUUUCAGAGAAGAGCUUAACCUGGAGGGACUCGUUUUCCUUCAUGUACGCUUUUAGGCUUCGUAAAUCUUCCACCCCUGGAAAGCGCCUACACGACUUCCUGAAAUUCUUUCCUGAGCUCAACAAAAAAUAGCUUCCUAUUAUCUUGUGUUUUAGUGCAAAAUCAGUCCAUGUGAAGAUGUCGUGAUGCUUGUGGUUCCUAUCGACGCGUUUGAAAUUGGGUCUUCAGCAAUGGACAACUUUGUCCAGAUAUUUCUCAUGUUUGGAUUGAGAGAGAAAUGGGGCACAAAUAAAGCGGGCCUUGAUUUAUGCUCUUUUCUAA